GCGCGUUAACUGUGCUGUUUUGCAAGCUGACCGUAUAAAGAUUUGAUUCCAAGUUAAGUUGGGGUGAAAGCGAAGAUGGGUGUGGAUGAAGUAGGGCUUGUCGGCAAAUUGUAGAUUCUUGUGUGCGGUUUGAUAUUUUAAAGGGAGGGGUUUUUGUUUGCUGAUAAAUGGAGAGUCACGAUCAGGCUCAUUAUUAUCCUGAUGGAAACUUAAUAAUUAGGUGACUGAAAAGGAUGUAGUGGUGUUAAUUAAUGAUAUCCUUUUUGACAAGUCUUUUUUUGAAUGGUUGUAGUUAUGGACUUAUUCCUUCCUCUCUUAGUCAACCAUUCUUUGUUGUUGUCUUUAUUUGCUUUGGGGAUAACCGACAAUUUUGCAAUUACUCAUGUUUUUUCUUCUUUUUAGUUGAUUACUAUUUCUUCUAUGGAGUGCAAUGUAAAAUGGAUGAUGUUUGGUUCAAAGGAUCCCAAAACAGAUUCGGGAUCCUUCAAUUUCUCAGGUUUUGACACUGUUGGUGUUUAUGACUUUGAUGACGUGGACCCUACUUCUGACUCCAAACCAUCCAACUUCACUUUUCAUGUGGAGAAGUCCAUAGUUAAGCUAUCUACAACUUCACCACCCAUGGACGCCUAUGAUGGACCUUUCAAACUUGGCAAGCGAACAUUCGAAAGCAACAGUGGUGAAAGCAGUGUUGAUCUCCCGUCCUUCUCCAUCUCCCCUAUAUCAUCUCUUAUUGCACCAAAGAAAACAAAAUUCUCUACUCACAAUCCACUAAUUCCGCACUGUCAGGUUGACGCCUGCAAUCUUGAUCUCUCUUCAGCUAAAGAAUAUCACCGAAAGCAUCGAGUUUGUCACACUCAUUCCAAAUGCCCAAAGGUCAUCAUACUAGGUGUCGAGAGACGCUUUUGUCAGCAGUGUAGCAGGUUCCAUAGCUUGUCUGAUUUUGAUGAAAACAAGCGAAGCUGUCGCAGGAGGCUUUCUGAUCACAAUGCACGCCGCCGCAAGCCACAGCAGGAAACUAUCCAGUUUAACUCGACAAGGCUUUCUUCGUUGUUUUAUGAUAAUAGGCAAUCGAUGAAUCUUGUGUUCAACAAUGACCCCCUUGUUCACUCUAAACCUACUGCAGAUUCUACCUGGGAAACCUCUGAAGUUUCCAAGUUCACAUUAACAAGAGGGUUAACUUUAAAGCCCUACAAAGCUGACAGUAUUAAUGGGCAAUCACUUGUGGGGGGAGUCAAGCUUUCAGGGACCACUGAAAUGCGGAACAAUGCAUCUAACUUGUACUCGGUGUCCAAUGGCACGACAGCUGAGGUCUUAAGUCAAGGUGUCAAGGAGACCACGUUCUCUCUAAAUAUGGGUGUGGCGCCAGAAUUACCUCGUGCUCUCUCUCUUCUGUCAAAUGAGAAUGAAUUUAUUUCAAUUGGCCACUCAACGCAUGUAAACCAGAUCAUCAUACCGGAGCAGGUGAUGCAUGCAAUUCCUCAGAGUUUGCCAUUUGAGUCCACUGAACACUGGCAAGCUGAAACAACAUCUAUUCAAUCCACACAUUCAUACUUUGGUUGCGAAUGGUCACAGUGGUGAUAGCUUUCAGGAAAUCCAGCUUUCCAAAGAUCCAUUUGACGAUUCCUAUAUGUCAAUGGAUUGAACUGCACGGUAGAAUAGUCAGCCUACUCUCAACAUUGAAAUGGAUCUGAUUUCAAUUUUUGCUGGCUCUACUUUUUCCAUUUAAGCAGUUGUUAAACUGACCAACCAGAUGGUUCAUAAGUAGGGUAUUGGAAGCAGCCUUUCAGCCUUACACAAGUGCAUGGAGCUCCAGAUGUUGAAAGAAAGCUUUGGAUUGAAAAGUAUGCUGUAGAUUUAUUUGCUUAAUAAAUCAACAUGGGUUGUUACUUGUUUCUGCACUUUAACAUGAUAUUACGACAAAGAUCUAAUGUAAUGUAUGAUAGGCAAAAACGCCGAGAUAGUGAAUUUGUCUAUCUAAAUGGUUCUGAUAUGGGAUUCAGUUGAAUCAGAUUUUACCUUCACCUUGAA
Solanum tuberosum (potato) is the source of this 2028-nucleotide messenger RNA. RefSeq names its product squamosa promoter-binding-like protein 12. Gene Ontology annotation, molecular function: DNA binding. The transcript has 4 exons. The record is from RefSeq and is a predicted model, not a curated record. Gene Ontology annotation, cellular component: nucleus. Bases 421 to 1578 code for a protein of 385 amino acids. Lineage: Eukaryota; Viridiplantae; Streptophyta; Magnoliopsida; Solanales; Solanaceae.